AUGCAGCCUAGCCUGUUUACCCUUUCGGUAUGCCUGAUAUGGCAUACGGUCCUCGGAGCGCCUCCGCCCGUAGUAGAAACUGCUGAUAUGGCAGCAAACAUGAAGAAGUUCCAGGAAGGUGAGUGGAUGAGUAGUUUGGAUUAUAUUGUUCUUCAGUCUAUAGUCUGGCCACUCAGUUGAUGAAUCUUGGAGGAAAUAUUUUGAAUAACGCGAACGGAGCGGGAUCUUCCACUUCGUCGUCUUCAUCAAGAUUAUCGAGUUUUUCCAACGAUUACUCAUCCUCGUCCGGGAACGGGAUCUUAGGCGAAGUGGUCAGGCCGCAGUUCCGAGGUAAGUUGUCUAUCACGUUGAAAUGGUUCGUCUUUCAGGCGUUUCAAACUACGAGCCCCCGGAGCGAGCUUCCCUGGGGUCAUUUGGGGGCAGCUCUCUUUCCGAAUACGGAGGUGGUCCCCUCGGAGCUGGGAGCAAAUCACAACCUCGCUCCAUAAUGGACACAUUACUCGGCAGUUUCUUAGGUGAGAAAUACCUCCGAUUUGGUGUCUUAUUUCACUUUUUAUGACUGUUUAUUCUCUUUGCAGGAUCAUCUCUGGGAUCGGGGUCUGGCUCUUCCUCUUCUGGAGCAGCUUCGAUCUUCCAGCCUUCUUAUGAAGAGUAUGGAGAGCCCAAGUCGAGGUUUGGAGGGACUCAAGGCUCCAAUAUCGAUGCCAUUGUGGACGCAUUAUCUCGAGGGGGAGCCAAAAGGGCCACCCCCGAACCUGACUCUGGGCUGAAUGCGGGAUCUCUGAUCAGCCAAUUCUUUGGCGGUGGUCGAUGA
Bursaphelenchus xylophilus (pine wood nematode) is the source of this 814-nucleotide messenger RNA. The record is from the annotation of a GenBank genome assembly. Lineage: Eukaryota; Metazoa; Nematoda; Chromadorea; Rhabditida; Aphelenchoididae.